Molecule: messenger RNA, 1566 nt
Organism: Penicillium waksmanii
Lineage: Eukaryota; Fungi; Ascomycota; Eurotiomycetes; Eurotiales; Aspergillaceae
Product: MFS transporter
Exons: 1
Coding region: 1-1566 (521 amino acids)
Biological process (GO): transmembrane transport
Molecular function (GO): transmembrane transporter activity
Source: RefSeq, a predicted model, not a curated record
AUGUUGCUGACGAUACAACUCCAGAAGGGAAAUGAGAUUCAAAAAGCUGAGAUCUGCGAUAUAUCGAUUAGCCGCGAUCAAUUCAACGCCGUUGUUGAAAACCCUGCUAGUCGUAGUGUGGCGGAGCAACCUCCGGUGAUGCAGACUCUUAUGGAUUUCGAGAAUGGUCUUAUUGGCUGGGAUGGCGAGCGUGACCCGGAGAACCCCUUGAACUUCACGUCUGCAAAGAAGUGGCUGAUCACCAUCAUACUAUCAGCCAUUGGGUUUAUGACUCCAUUUGCCUCAUCCAUCAUAGCCCCCGCGAUAUCUUUUAUUCAGAAGGACUUUGGGGUCAACGAUCUGACCAAGAGUGCCCUUCCAGUGAGCAUUUUUUUGUUAGGUUAUGCAGUGGGACCUCUAUUUCUAUCACCAUUGUCCGAGAUAUAUGGCCGCUACAUCAUCAUAACUCUUGCCAGUGCCUUUUUCUGUGUGUGGCUGAUUGGUUGUGCUCUUGCUCCUUCAUUGAACACACUCAUUCUCUUUCGCUUUCUGUGCGGUGUCGGCGGUUCGGCUUCUCAAACUAUUGGAGGGGCCACGAUAGCAGAUCUUUUCCCUGUUCAUGAGCGUGGCCGAGCUUUGGGCAUCUGGUCACUUGGGCCGAUCCUAGGGCCUUCUUGUGCACCUGUCAUUGGUGGAUUUGUUGCUGAGUCGAUAGGGUGGCGGUGGGCUAAUUGGAUCACUCUGAUUCCUACCUUUCUCAUAGUGGUAGCCAUGGCUAUUUUCAACUGUGAAACCAAUCACCGGGUCUUGAUCGAACGGAAGACAGCCAGAACACGCCAGCAGCUUGGCCGACCCGAGCUUCAGAGUUGUUUCGCCGAUCCAAAGAUUCCUCGCUUGUCGAAAGAGGAUAUAAUCCUUGGAGGUCUAAUCAGACCUCUAAGAUUGCUUUUUGGUUCUGCUAUCGUGUUUGGCAUAUCUCUUUAUAUCGCAUUUGCAUAUGGGUGUCUCUAUCUUCUAUUCAACACCAUCCCCAUUGUCUUCCAGGACCACUAUGGUUGGUCUAUUGGCAUUACAGGCAUCGUAUACCUAGCCCUUUUGAUUGGAUAUAUCAUCGGCCUGGUCAUCUUUUUGACCAUGUCUGACAAGACUAUAGUCCGUAUGACUGAGGCCAAUGGUGGGGUAUACGAACCUGAGAUGCGGCUUCCUGUUUGCAUUUAUUUCGCUUGUCUACUACCGAUUGCCUUCUUUUGGUACGGCUGGAGCAGCGAGAAAGGCAGUCUUUGGAUCGUACCGGUCCUUGGGCUUGUGGUAUUUGGUAUCGGGUUUGAGUGCAUCUGGCUGCCGACUCAGGCAUUUAUUGUCGAUGCGUACCCUCAGUGCGCUGCUAGUGCCCUCGCUGCUUUCUCAGUAAUGCGAAGUGUAGUUGCUGCAUUUCUUCCCUUAGCUGGACCGCAAAUGUACCACGCCUUGGGGCUUGGUUGGGGAAAUACUGUUUUGGGGUUGAUAGCUUUAGCACUUGUACCGGUUCCUUUAGUUAUCUACAAAUUUGGCAAAACCAUCAGGAAGCACGAGCGGUGGAAGCUAUAG